Messenger RNA from Lecanosticta acicola, 1386 nucleotides. Lineage: Eukaryota; Fungi; Ascomycota; Dothideomycetes; Mycosphaerellales; Mycosphaerellaceae. The record is from the annotation of a GenBank genome assembly.
AUGCCGAUUGACCGCGACCCGACCACCGGGAGGUUCAGAAAUCCGACAUGGCUGCCUUACGACGGCCAUCCCUACCUCAAUCGUAACACAGGAUUCUGGCAGGACCCCAAUCCUCCGCCUAAUGUGACGCCUGCGCGCAGAUUCGAUGGUAUAUUUACAAGUAACGAGACGGAUCGGAUCGACAGACCCAUAUUGCACGCUUCUGUGCAAGAGCAUGCGGUUGCUCUGUCAGUGGCUGAAGACUUUUCCGAUUGGACAACGUUUGUCGAUGACUUUCAGAGACAGCCACGACUGCCGGAUUUUGGAUCCCAAGACUUGCUAGCAGUCAUCGUGCACCCUUCUCACGCUAUGUUUUUCCGUCAACUCAUUGUCAGUGGACAUGCAGCCGCCGUGCUCCUACACAAAGGCCUCGUUUCCAAAUCCGAUGCUGUCCAUCGCGCGGAAGGGCUGAGCGAGCGGGUUCUGUUUUCGCACCACGCCGCGAUAUUCAGACAGUACUUUGCGCACUUGCAGCAGUGGCCUCCGAGUGAGCACGCGGUGGAUUGGCAGAACGAACCGAGGAAGUGUUUCCACGAUUUCUGGCAAUUGCAAGCCCCUCUGACGCUGCGAGAGGGCAUACGUGGGAUGAGUAAAGGCGAGAAAAUGCGGAUAUUUGGAGCGUUCCAUGCUGUCUGUGGACACUUGGGGCGCCGAUAUUCUUACGACCCGUUGGAGAGGACCACACCGGAAGCCAGAAAAUUGCAGUAUAUAUCCGGAGACCGGGAUCCCACGGCGGAAAUCGCUUGGAGGUUGCAAGAAGUGUUCGAGGCCUUGUGCCGAAAUCCAGAGGGCUGGUACGAACCAGGCGACAGAGUCACGUUGAGAAGACACCUUCAACAAUUAGGCCUCCUGGUCGAACUGCCUGUCAUCGCAUCAUGGAAAGACGGCACAGUUGACAACGAUCGAAAAACGCUCCAUGGCUUGAUGGACGCGGUGGCAUCCGGCAAAAUCCUCGUGCCGCACCUUGCCCUGCCUCAAACUGCGAUAGGGACGACGCGGCGAAAAGCGCAACAAGUGGCGGACCGCGAUUGGACCAGGGAUAUAGCGGAUACGCUGCAACCCGUAGUGUCUGCGAUAGGCGAUGUCGCUUCUGCCUCUGAAUUUGAGCUGAUGGUCUGCGACUUGUUCACCAUCGUCUGGCGGAUGGAAAGCUUUUUGGCAAACAUCGCAGUGGACGCCGAGUUCGACGAAAGAUUGGUUGCGGACACGAUACAUCAAAUUGAACUCAGCAGUCAAGCUGCGUGGCAAGGUCCUCUCAGAGACGUGUUCUCACAUGCACUGAAGAUCAGUAAAGGGGUUUUAGGCGAGACCACAGGAAUAUUUACGUAUGCUCCCCCGGGCGAAUAG